Molecule: messenger RNA, 417 nt
Organism: Suillus plorans
Lineage: Eukaryota; Fungi; Basidiomycota; Agaricomycetes; Boletales; Suillaceae
Exons: 3
Coding region: 1-417 (138 amino acids)
Source: RefSeq, a predicted model, not a curated record
AUGGUUUUUUAUGCAUAUGUAAAACAUCUCACGAACAACCGGACCUCUCGAUAUGUGAUUACCUUCGCUAGUCGCGCAGUUGCCGAUGAGUGGUGGCGUGCCGUAUCCACUUCUACCACUGGUUUCGCGAACGGCAUUCAGCGUGUUGACGCCCAAUUUUACACCCAUGAGACACACCUAGCCCACGCCCCCGACUCCCUCAUCACGGCUGGGGUUGCGACUCAAUUCCUUGGAAAGGUGUUUUUCACCUCGCUGAACGACUUAAAUAUGAAUCUUCGCGGGUUGAACAUCAUCCCGCCGCUUGAUCAUUUGUUGACCACAUUAGCGGGAACUCCCCUACCAAAGUUUUUUCAUUCGGUUGAGAUGGUGAAGGAGCUUCUCUACACGGAGAAUGGGGAGGAGUGGGAACUCGCUUGA